This is a messenger RNA of Penicillium daleae, 1521 nucleotides long. RefSeq names its product putative neutral amino acid permease. Gene Ontology annotation, cellular component: vacuolar membrane. The transcript has 4 exons. The record is from RefSeq and is a predicted model, not a curated record. Gene Ontology annotation, biological process: amino acid transmembrane transport. The coding region runs from base 1 to 1521 and encodes 506 amino acids. Gene Ontology annotation, molecular function: amino acid transmembrane transporter activity. Lineage: Eukaryota; Fungi; Ascomycota; Eurotiomycetes; Eurotiales; Aspergillaceae.
AUGGCUCGGCCAGAAGACACCGCAGCAAUGGACACUCAUGAGGGCGACAGCGAUCGCUCCCCAGACCUGAACGACAAGCUGGAUCAGAACCAGAAGCUAAAGGACCUUGACCUCGAGGAUCAGGGCCGCCGGUUGUCGCAUCACCAUGUCACAGCAAUUGACUCGUCGUCUACCAGUGAGAGUGUGGGCCGUCAGAUUGAGAUGGAGUCGGAGAAUACCAUCAAGUAUCGGACUUGCAGUUGGCAAAAGACUGCUGCCCUGCUCUUCUCCGAGUACAUCUGUUUGGCUAUCAUGUCAUUCCCCUGGUCGUACUCUGUUCUGGGUCUCGUGCCCGGUCUGAUUUUGACCAUUGUGAUUGCGGGUAUAGUACUGUACACAUCGCUGAUCGUCUGGCGAUUCUGUCUGCGACAUCCCGAAAUCCGCGACGUGUGCGAUCUUGGCCAGUAUCUAUUCUGGGAUUCCAAGAUCGCCUGGUGGGCAACCGCUGUCAUGUUCCUACUGAACAACACCUUCAUCCAAGGCCUGCACUGCGUGGUCGGUGCCGAGUACCUGAAUACCAUGUCCGGUGGCGCAGUCUGCACGGUGGUAUUUUCCCUCAUUGUUGCGAUUGUCUCGUUCUUCUUCUCCCUGCCUCGCACGUUCAGCGCGCUGUCUCGAGUUGCCACUUUUUCCGCUUUCUUCACCUUCAUCUCGGUCCUUCUGGCGACUAUCUUUGCUGGCAUUGAAGAUCAUCCCGCCGGAUACCCCAAGAAGGGAAAUCCCAUUGUGCUAGCGAUCCCUGCCCAGGGCACGACGUUCAUCACUGGCAUGAGUGCAUUCCUGAAUAUCAGCUACACUUUCAUCGGCCAGAUCACACUGCCCAGCUUCAUCGCCGAGAUGAAGGAGCCGCGUGACUUCUGGAAAUCCGUUACUGCCGUGACCAUCGCCGAGGUCAUUGUCUUCAGUCUAGUCGGGUCUAUUGUGUAUGCCUACACGGGUACCCAGUACGUGACCGCACCCGCCUUCGGUUCUCUCUCCGACGAGGUCUACAAGAAGGUCUCCUUCUCCUUCAUGAUCCCCACGAUCAUUUUCUUGGGCGUGCUAUAUGCCUCCGUGUCAGCCCGUUUCGUCUUUUUCCGCUUGUUCGAAGGAACUCGCCAUAAGGGCAACAACACCGUGGUGGGCUGGGCUGCCUGGGCAGGCAUCCUAGCCAUCCUAUGGAUUAUGGCCUGGAUCAUCGCCGAGGUGAUUCCUUUCUUCUCGGACCUGUUGUCGAUUAUGAGUUCACUGUUUGAUUCCUUCUUUGGUUUCAUAUUCUGGGGGGUGGCGUAUAUUCGCAUGCGGGCUGCCGAUCAUGGACCGGACUUUUAUAAGACUCGUGGUUUGCGUGGUUGGUGCGGUUUCAUUUUCAAUGUCUUUUUGAUUUUGGUGGGAAUUUUCUUCUUGGGACCUGGUACCUACGCUUCCGUCAUGUCCGUGGUCCAAAGUUACCAAUCUGGCACUGUUGGCGGCGUCUUCACCUGCGCUAGCAACGGACUUUGA